UGGAAGGGUGAGAUGAUGGUGAGAGGAUGGAUGCAGUGCGCGGGGACCGCCAGAAGGGGGCCGCCUGGAUGGCUUUGGCUGCAGCCUCGACGGGGCGGACCAGCAAGUGGCGCUAGAGAGCCGCUCGCCCCGUUUGGGGAAGAAGAAGGGGAGGAGGAGGAGGAGGAGAAGGCGCUGCUCCACCUCCUCCGUUAUAAAGCCCAGUGGGUCCCGUCCGGCGUGGGAUUGAUUGGAGCCAUGGCGGCCAACCGGGUGGGCAGGCGGCUGGGGCGGGCUUCUCCGGCGCGGCCAAGCGCGGCACUCUCCCCCGAAGCCUCCCGCACGGACCGGACCCCGAGCCCCGGCAUCCAGCGGCGACAAGCCCGGGUCACCGUCAAAUACGACCGGCGGGAGCUGCAGAGGCGCCUCGACACUGAGAAAUGGAUCGACGGGCGGUUGGAGGAGCUCUACCAGGGCCAGGAAGAAGAGAUGCCAGAUGAGGUGAACAUCGACGCUCUCCUAGAGAUGGGCACAGACAGCGAGAGGGCUAAGAAGCUGCAGAGCAUCUUGGAAUCAUGCCACAACAACACAGAGGAGUUCAUCCAGGAGCUGCUGGGGAAGCUGCGAGGUCUCCGGACAGAACACGUUCUCCGACGGACAAGCCCCGGAGGCCGAGUGGACGUAGAGCCAGGCACUGAAAUACGGGAGCAGGUCUGAAGUCGGCGGGCAAGGCAGAGCUUGUUAACUACUCAGCUGCAGCCAUUGCCAGGAUGGACCAGCUUCCUUGCCAUGGUGGUUCUGCUGCUUCGGGUGGGAGCAUUGCCAUUGUCCCAGCUGCCAAAUUCCCAACUGAGUUGAGCUGUGGAGACGUUUGCCCGAGGCAGCUGCAUCGCAGGGUCUGCGAAGCUGCCUUUCAAAAUGUUCCCUUUUCCCACAUUGUAUAAAUCUGUAUAGUGUAUCCUCUGCUUUGGGGUUAUCGUGUAAUAAAGUGCUGUGUCUCUA
Molecule: messenger RNA, 981 nt
Organism: Anolis carolinensis (green anole)
Lineage: Eukaryota; Metazoa; Chordata; Lepidosauria; Squamata; Anolidae
Gene: ppp1r14a
Product: protein phosphatase 1 regulatory inhibitor subunit 14A
Exons: 4
Coding region: 13-696 (227 amino acids)
Biological process (GO): regulation of phosphorylation
Cellular component (GO): cytoplasm
Molecular function (GO): protein serine/threonine phosphatase inhibitor activity
Source: RefSeq, a predicted model, not a curated record